Molecule: messenger RNA, 682 nt
Organism: Sus scrofa (pig)
Lineage: Eukaryota; Metazoa; Chordata; Mammalia; Artiodactyla; Suidae
Source: RefSeq, a predicted model, not a curated record
AUGAUUGAGGAUAACCACUCCUGGACAAAUGAAUUUAUCCUCAUAGGAUUUAGUAAUCACCCAGAGCUGAGGACCCUUCUGUUUCUGGUGUUCCUUACCAUCUACCUGAUCACCAUGGUGGGAAACCUUGGUCUGGUGGCACUGAUAUUUACUGAGCCUCGUCUUCACACACCAAUGUAUAUCUUUCUGGGUAACCUUGCUCUGAUGGAUUCCUGUUGUUCCAGUGCCAUCACCCCCAAGAUGCUACAGAACUUCUUUUCCAAGGACAGAAUCGUUUCCCUCUAUGAAUGCAUGGCACAAUUUUAUUUUCUCUGCUUUGCUGAAACUGCAGACAGCUUCCUCCUGGCAGCCAUGUCCUAUGAUCGCUAUGUGGCCAUCUGCAACCCACUGCAGUACCACACCAGGAUGUCAAAAAAUCUCUGCCUUCAAAUGACCACAGGCGCCUACAUAGUUGCAAUUGUGCAUCCCAUGAUUCAUACAGGCUUUCUCUUUAGGUUAACUUUCUUUUUAAUCGUCACUAUUACCUUGGUAGUAAUCUCUUACCUUUUCAUCCUUUUCACAAUUUUCACAAUGAAAUACAACAAAGGCAGGGGCAAAGCCUUAUCUACUUGUGCAUCCCACUUUCUCUCUGUCUCCAUAUUCUAUGGUUCACUUAUCUUCAUGUAUGUUCGGCUAAAUUCAG